AUGGAGGCAAAUGGGAGCCAAGGCAGCUCCGGCAGUGCCCACAACUCCCAGCACGACCCCGGUGACAUGUUUAUCGAUUGACUGAGCUGGCAGACGUCACCAGAUAGCCUUAGAGACUAUUUUAGCAAAUUUGGAGAAAUUAGAGAACGUAUGGUCAUGAGAGAUCCCACUAGGAAAUGCUCCAGAGUCUUCGGUUUCGUCACGUUCGCAGACCCAGCAAGUGUAGAUGAAGUAUUAAGUCAGCCCCACCAUGAGUUCGAUUCCAAGAUGAUUGACCCCAAAGUUGCAUUUCCUCGUGGGGCACAACCCAAGAUGGUCACAAGAACAAAGAAGAUAUUCGUAGGCAGAUUAUCUGCGAACAUGGUGGUGGAGGAUGUAAAACAGUACUUUGAGCAGUUUGGCAAGAUGGAGGAUGCAAUGCUGAUGUUUGAUAAGAUGACCAAAAGGCUCAGAGGGUUUGGCUUUGUUACGUUUGAGAAUGAAGAUGUAGAAAAAGUCUGUGGGAUUCAUUUCCAUGAAAUCAAUAAUAAAAUGGUGGAAUGUAAGAAAGCUCAGCCUAGGGAAGUUAUGUUCCCACUGGGGACAAGAGGCCAGGCCCGGGGACUGCCUUACACCAUGGACGCAUUCAUGCUUGGCAUGGGAAUGCUAGGCUACCCCAACUUUGUGACUAUCUAUGGCCGUGGCUACCCUGUAUUUGCUCCUAGCUAUGACUAUCAGUUCCCAGACUAUUUGCCGAUUUCACAAGAUUCACAUAAAUUUCACAUAAUUUUUAUCAACUAG
Molecule: messenger RNA, 780 nt
Organism: Panthera uncia (snow leopard)
Lineage: Eukaryota; Metazoa; Chordata; Mammalia; Carnivora; Felidae
Product: RNA-binding protein Musashi homolog 2-like
Exons: 1
Cellular component (GO): cytoplasm
Molecular function (GO): RNA binding
Source: RefSeq, a predicted model, not a curated record